Microdochium trichocladiopsis is the source of this 1270-nucleotide messenger RNA. RefSeq lists its product as uncharacterized. Lineage: Eukaryota; Fungi; Ascomycota; Sordariomycetes; Xylariales; Microdochiaceae. Bases 55 to 1227 code for a protein of 390 amino acids. The transcript has 2 exons. The record is from RefSeq and is a predicted model, not a curated record.
CCCCUCUUAAGUCGGGCGAUUAUCCUGUCAGCCACAGUCUUUUCAGAUAAAGUCAUGGAUUCAAAAAAAAUCCUAUGGGAAUAUUUCCAUCAUCUCCCAGACGGGCCACUUCGUACGCGUGCUUGCACGUUUUUGGAGUCCAUCCGUUGGGAUGAACUGAUAGCAUUCGCUGCUGCGCACGGACAGACUGGCUCAUUUCUACCACUUGUUGGGCUUGGUCACAAUCAUAUGGUUCGGAUCAUUGAAGCACCGGACGGCGCUCGAUGGCUUGCCAGGCUCGAAUUACCUCAUGUAUUGGGUAGGCAAUACUGCGACGACAUCCUUGUCAACAAGAGAAAUGCCGAAGUCAAUGUGGUCAGAUUAUUGCAGGACAGAACAGACAUACCUGUACCACACAUAUACGCUCUCGAUCUAUCCCCUGAUAACGUUGUCGGCGCUCCAUUCGUUAUUUUCGAGUGCCUGAGCGGCAACUCAGGAAUGGAUAUCCAGAUGACAAUUCCUCGCCAGCAUAUCGCGAAAGUCAUCCGGGAUCUUGCAAGGAUCCACGUUCAAUUGUCGCAGGUCAGACUCCCAAAGAUCGGCUCGAUCAUGCGGCUCCACGCCGACGGCACAGUUGAGCUGGGUCCGAUAGCUGGGGUUGGUGGCCCAUUCGACACCGCCUCCCAAUUUUUCAAAGCAUGGGCAGCUGCGACGCAGUUCCCGCGAUCAGCGGAAGACAUACAACGGGCUUCAGGUGAUUACGCAAAACGCAUUCUCGAUUCCGUCUCAACUUUCCCCCAGUCUAUCUCUGAGAUUUCCGGCAUUUCAGUCAGAGACUCUGGGCCGUUCCCGCUCUGGAAUCGCGAUUGGGGUUGGAACAAUACGAUCUUUGACGACGAUCUAAACCUGCUGGGGGCAAUUGACUGGGAGUUUACUAUCAGUGCUCCGUGGGAACUUUCUGCGCAGUUUCCACAUGGCAUUAGCACAGUGCCCUCGUCGAUAGAUGCACCUUCCAAUUACAAUGACGAUGGCUCUCCUAAAGAUGCCGAGCUGCGACAAACGCUCGAAGAUCAGAAGGCAUAUCUCCGCGCCAUUAGGGAGGCGGAAAUUCACAUCGGGACGGAUCAACUCUUGUCGCAAGCUCUUUGCGACAGAAACAGACAUGAUGUAGCACGCGCAAUGGGUCUUUUCGAGGAUGGAAAGCUUGGUCUUUAUUCAGAGGUCAUCAAACAAUACGGGUCUUCCUAGUGUAUUACCAUACGAUUGACAGUAAAUGACCAACACCUAUGAU